Messenger RNA from Loa loa (African eye worm), 450 nucleotides. RefSeq lists its product as hypothetical. The record is from RefSeq and is a predicted model, not a curated record. The transcript has 3 exons. The coding region runs from base 1 to 450 and encodes 149 amino acids. Lineage: Eukaryota; Metazoa; Nematoda; Chromadorea; Rhabditida; Onchocercidae.
AUGUAUCCAUUUCUUCAGGAUUUGCAAUCGUUCAGUCCUACUACAACUAUCAUUACAACUGUUUCACCAAAAAAUUAUAUGUUUGCAAGCUCCCUACUUCUCUCGAAAUCUGCAUCACCUCAAAGCACAGCCCAUAUUGACUCUUCAGUCAAAAACGCAACUCUUACCGAACAAACAAAGUCGAUAAGAGCAACGACAUCAAUAUUGACACUGUUAGAAUCAUUUGGUCAUAGCCAAAAACAUCGUGAAGUCGAAGUUGGUCGUGAUCGGAUAGUGAACAUACUUGGCAUGCCCAUUGGCCGAAAGGACGGUAUUUCAUUGGCUCCGUUGAGAGGUCUUAGCGUCGGUAAUGAGGAUAUGUUUGGUCCGAUCGCUAUCAACGAUAAAUACAAUAUCUAUUGGGGAUUUUUCAACGACCUCAGUAAAAUGCUCAGUAAAGCUGUGCAAUAG